AUGGCUGGUCUAGAGAAGGGAAACCAGACGCUCAUCACAGAGUUUCUGCUGGUGGGAUUCAAGACUCUUCCAGGGCUGCAGAUAACCCUCUUCGUGGUCUUCUUUGGGAUCUACCUAGCAACUGUGGCGGGGAACCUUCUCCUCAUUCUGACCGUGUGGGCUGACCGUCACCUCCACACCCCCAUGUACUUCUUCCUCAGCAACCUCUCCUUCCUGGAAACCGGCUACAUCUCCAACAUCGUCCCCCGGCUGCUGGGGAGCCUCGCCACAGGGGACAGGACCAUCUCUUUCUCGGGCUGCUUCCUUCAGCUGUUUGUGUUUAGCUUCCUGGGCGCCGCGGAGUGUUUACUGCUCAUCUGCCAUCCACUGCAUUACACCAGCAGGAUGAGCCCCAGGGCUUCCUUUCUGCUGGCCUUUGCUUCUUGGGCCUUGGGCUUUGUGACUCCAUCCUUCACAAUAAUGAUGGCCGCCCAAUUGCCCUUCUGCGGUCCUCAGGAGAUCAACCACUUUUUCUGCGAUUUAACGGCGCUCUUGAAGCUUUCCUGUACCGACGCCAGCCUGACGGAGAUAACAGCUCUCGUCUCUGCCGCCACUAUAUCCCUGGCCCCGUUUCUCCUGACCAUCACCUCCUACGUGUGCGUCAUCCUGGCCAUCCUGCAGAUCCCCUCCACCGCCGGGCGGCAAAAGGCCUUUUCCACCUGCUCCUCCCACCUCAUCGUGGUCUCCACGUUCUACGGGGCCCUGAUCAUCAUGUACGUGGUGCCCUCAGGAAGCCAGUCGCUGGACUUCAACAAGGUGUUCUCCCUGCUGUACACGGUGGUCACCCCUCUGUUCAACCCCAUUGUCUACAGCCUGAGGAACCAGGAGGUGAGAGUCGCCUUGGGCAGAGCUAUCAGGAAAAUGUGGCCUUCCCCCAAAAUGUAG
Pelodiscus sinensis (Chinese soft-shelled turtle) is the source of this 924-nucleotide messenger RNA. RefSeq names its product olfactory receptor 6N1-like. The record is from RefSeq and is a predicted model, not a curated record. NCBI's taxonomy places the organism in Eukaryota, Metazoa, Chordata, Testudines, Trionychidae. Gene Ontology annotation, biological process: G protein-coupled receptor signaling pathway. Gene Ontology annotation, cellular component: membrane. Gene Ontology annotation, molecular function: G protein-coupled receptor activity; olfactory receptor activity.